Molecule: messenger RNA, 2077 nt
Organism: Sceloporus undulatus (fence lizard)
Lineage: Eukaryota; Metazoa; Chordata; Lepidosauria; Squamata; Phrynosomatidae
Gene: TUBB4A
Product: tubulin beta 4A class IVa
Exons: 4
Coding region: 103-1437 (444 amino acids)
Biological process (GO): mitotic cell cycle; microtubule cytoskeleton organization
Cellular component (GO): microtubule; cytoplasm
Molecular function (GO): GTPase activity; structural constituent of cytoskeleton; GTP binding
Source: RefSeq, a predicted model, not a curated record
CCUGCCCUUCCCCAUUUAAGGCGCAGCAGAGGAGCAGGCAGCCAGCAAGAGCUUCCAGAAGGAGAUUCGGAUCGGAUCCAGGAAAAAGAAGAAGCAGCCACCAUGAGGGAGAUCGUCCAUUUGCAAGCCGGCCAGUGCGGCAACCAGAUCGGGGCCAAGUUCUGGGAAGUCAUCAGCGAUGAACAUGGCAUAGACCCAACUGGCACCUACCACGGGGACAGUGACUUACAGUUGGAACGGAUCAAUGUGUACUACAAUGAGGCCUCAGGUGGCAAGUAUGUGCCCAGAGCUGUCUUGGUCGAUCUGGAACCUGGCACCAUGGACUCAGUCAGGUCUGGACCUUUUGGGCAAAUAUUCAGGCCUGAUAACUUUGUCUUUGGUCAAAGUGGUGCUGGGAACAACUGGGCCAAGGGACACUACACGGAGGGAGCUGAGCUGGUGGACUCCGUCCUUGAUGUGGUCAGGAAGGAAGCAGAGAGCUGUGACUGUCUCCAGGGCUUUCAGCUGACUCACUCACUUGGUGGGGGCACAGGAUCAGGGAUGGGGACUCUGCUGAUCAGUAAGAUCCGUGAGGAAUACCCAGACCGUAUCAUGAACACCUUCAGUGUGGUGCCAUCUCCCAAGGUUUCAGACACAGUGGUGGAGCCCUACAAUGCCACUCUCUCAGUGCACCAGUUGGUGGAAAACACAGACGAGACCUACUGCAUCGACAAUGAGGCUCUCUAUGACAUCUGCUUCCGGACCCUCAAGCUCACAACUCCCACCUAUGGGGAUCUCAACCACUUGGUCUCUGCAACCAUGAGUGGUGUGACCACCUGUCUCCGUUUCCCUGGCCAGCUCAAUGCUGACCUUCGCAAGCUGGCUGUGAACAUGGUGCCCUUCCCUCGCCUCCACUUCUUCAUGCCUGGCUUUGCCCCAUUAACCAGCCGUGGCAGUCAGCAAUAUCGGGCCUUGACAGUGCCAGAGCUAACACAGCAGAUGUUUGAUGCCAAGAACAUGAUGGCAGCCUGUGACCCCCGCCAUGGGCGUUAUUUAACUGUUGCAGCAGUUUUCCGAGGCAGGAUGUCCAUGAAAGAGGUAGAUGAGCAGAUGCUGAAUGUACAGAAUAAGAACAGCAGCUACUUUGUUGAAUGGAUCCCCAACAACGUGAAGACAGCUGUCUGUGACAUCCCACCUCGUGGCCUCAAAAUGGCUGCCACAUUCAUUGGCAACAGCACAGCUAUCCAGGAGUUGUUUAAGCGUAUUUCUGAGCAAUUCACAGCCAUGUUCCGCCGCAAGGCUUUCCUCCACUGGUAUACGGGUGAGGGCAUGGAUGAGAUGGAGUUCACAGAAGCAGAGAGUAAUAUGAAUGACCUGGUCUCAGAAUACCAGCAGUACCAGGAUGCUACUGCCGAAGAAGGAGAGUUUGAAGAGGAGGCAGAGGAAGAAGUAGCAUGAAGACCUCCUCACUCUUUCUCUCUCUCUGUCUCCUUUCUUCCUUCCUCAUGACUACUCCUCCUUAUUCCUACCAGUCUUCUGAACCAAUGGACCAUAUCACCUGCGCUGGCAUAGACUUGAACAUUCUUGGCCACCCUAAAGGAGUCAAACCAGAGCUGCAUGUUACAUCCUUCCCACCUGCCCAUCCUAAAUAACACAUGGUGAAAUGAAAGAUGUAGGUUUACUGGGGGUGGGGUGUGUCGGGGGAGUAUAGCAGGCUUUAAAGUCCAUGUUCAGGAAUAGCAGAUGAUAAUAUGUCUAGCUUAAAAGCACUAUCCGGUAUGUUUUCUCAUCUCUCCACUCACCCACCCUGCCUGCUCUGCAUCUUCCCUGCAGUGCUGUGCCCCUAAGUGUUCUGUAUGGUCGUGUGAGUUUUUGUUUUCAGAGAUGAGUAUGCACUAACUCAAAACUUGCAUUUGGUUUUUAGUUUCUUCAUCCAUGCUGGGCUUAAAGAAAAGGUUACUGGAUCUGGGUGGGAGGAUGGGGAUGCUUUGAGGGCUGGGUGGGGCUCUGUCCUUUAGGGUGAAAUGUAGUCCCCCUUUUGAGUGUGUUUGCUGUCAAAAGCAGUUAUACGUCUCCGCAAUAAACUACUGAAUAAUGA